CACCGAUCAUGGAAAGAGCCGAAGAUGUCAGCUCGGUCAUGUGAUCAGCUGUGUCCAAUCACAGCUGAUCACAUAGCACUGAUGAUUAGUGUAGCCCCAGCAGUGAGACCUGUCAGUGUCCAUCAGUGCCUUGUGUCAGUGCCCAUCAGUGCCACAUCAAUGCCACAUAUCAGUGCCUACCAGUGCACAUCAAUGCCACAUAUCAGUGCCCAUUUGAGCUGCCUUUCAGUGUCACCCAUCAGUGCCACCUAUCAAUGCCAAUCAGUGCCACCUAUCAGUGCCAGUUCGUGCUGCCUAUCAGUGCGCAUCAGUGCCGCCUAUCAGUGCCUGCCAGUGCCACCUAACAGUGCCAGUCAGUGCCGCCUAACAGUGCCAGUCAGUGCCGCCUAACAGUGCCAUAUAUCAGUGCCAUGUAUCAGUGCUGCCUUUCAGUG
Messenger RNA from Staurois parvus, 434 nucleotides. The record is from the annotation of a GenBank genome assembly. NCBI's taxonomy places the organism in Eukaryota, Metazoa, Chordata, Amphibia, Anura, Ranidae.